Lytechinus pictus (painted urchin) is the source of this 15580-nucleotide messenger RNA. RefSeq names its product KICSTOR complex protein SZT2-like. The transcript is spliced from 70 exons. Gene Ontology annotation, cellular component: peroxisome. The record is from RefSeq and is a predicted model, not a curated record. NCBI's taxonomy places the organism in Eukaryota, Metazoa, Echinodermata, Echinoidea, Temnopleuroida, Toxopneustidae. The coding region runs from base 130 to 12165 and encodes 4011 amino acids.
GUCAUCGCAAAGUUGCAAACAACCCUGGAAAUCUUACCUGUGAUCGGGAGGUCGAAUAACUUCAUGUUCGCGACUGGUAAAUGAUUGAAAUCAUGCUUUGGUGAUAGAAAAAAGAAUCUCAACGAAGUAAUGGCCUCCGCAGGCAUGACAGGGAAUCAUGAUAAGGAGAACGGACACGAUGUUGAUGUCGAACAAGUGGUUCUUGAUGCAGUGGAAGUGUACCUUCUCAUGAAGGAAGAAUAUCGCAUCUCAAGGAAUAUCAGAGCAUCAUGGUUCCUCAAGAAUAUCAACAGUAUCAUAUCAGUCAAAGAAGAAAAGGAAUUGCGAUGUUCCGAAGAAGAACUGGAAAUCCUCUCUGUCAUUCCCAAAGAUCCACCAACUAGUCAGCAGACGGCGGGAAAACACAUCCAAUAUCGUCUCUUGCCAACAUGCCAUGUGACCUUCUUUGCCCGACGAUACAGGCUGGUUGUAGUCUUAGAUCUCAGCCCUUCUAUGACUGCUGUGGAUAUUCAAUCAGGUAGUAUCCACAUUGCUGAGAUUCAUGCUGCUUUGACCAAUUUUUUGAAGGGCAUAACCAAGCCGUUCUGUGUUCCUGGAAGUACGAUUUUACUCUCUCCGAGUCUGUAUGUGACAGUCAUUGCCUACACACCUCUUGCCCACCUUACAACACAACAGGUACUGGUACAAGGGUGUUUGCUGACCCCAGAGAAUGUUGAUGUAUUCCUGCAAAGCAUUCUUACACAGCUGGAAGACUUUGAGAACAAAAUAUAUAAUAGUACGAUGCGAUCUCAGAACCCCUCCGCAUCCAACCUUGAUGCCAUGGACGGCUGGUUGACCAACGGUCUGGACAUUGUGGUAGGGGGUGACUGGAGGGAUAGCCAGCAAGGAGGUCCUGCUAGUCCUACCGCAAGCACCCACCAUCAUCCUCCUAGCAAGGUUGAGAUGGCCAACCCUGAGGCAACGUUUGUCAACAUGCUGUGGUGUGGAGUGCUGGCCCUUCAGCUGCUACCCGAGAACACAAGUGCAGGCAUCGUAGUCAUCAGUGAUGGGGUUGGCGCCGUCCCAGAUGCUCUGACCCUCAGCAACCUUCUUGGGAACCUUCGCACCAGUACCACGGCUUGCUCCUUCAUCCAGCUUGGGAAGGGAUUCUACCCUCAUGCUGGUUUUGGUUACGUCCCCCAUACAGAGAUCAUGCAGUUCAUCGCCACCGCUACCUUUGGAGCCUUUCUUUCAAGGUGUCCAAGCAUGGAAUCUUGUGAAAACCACCUGAUGAAUCAGUACCACAGAGCUUUCCUGUCUUGGAGCUUUCAGAAAGGAUUGGAUGGCAUCAAGAUUGAUCUUAUCAAAGGUCGCCAACAUCAAGUCAUAUCAUCAGAGUCUGGCUGGUCAGAAAGUAUCCUACCAUCCUUUGCAGUUAAUAAACAGGGGUUAUGCACCAUUCCUCUCAUCAGGAAGAAGCAUACAAACUACAGACUUCACACAGAGCUGGGCAAUGUUCUCUCUAUUCGUCUUCGAGAAGGGUAUACUAUCAAGGAUGCCUGCAUCACAAAGAGUGGUACUUGCAUUGAAGUUCGUCUUGCUUUGCCGUGGAAGUACAAUGCCAGGAUAGAGUACAUAGCCACAGCUCCAUGGCCCCUUGACUCUAGCAGACAUGUGACAGACAUUGAGAUCAUCAUGGAAGGCAGCUAUGAGUUCCUUCAUGACAUCACCUGCCCCAUGAAGAAGGGUCCUCAGAACCAUUACAGGACAAAGGUGGUCAAGAACUUCUGGCAGACACUGCAAAGUUUGAGAGAAACGGAUCUUCUGUUGGUUCACCUGCAGUCGUUUGCAGCCAACCCCAUCUACUACUCCUUACCUGAGGGUACUAAGGGGGGUAUGCCCCUCUUCUACAUGCCCCCUAACUCCACCUCACCGGUCUUAGCUCAACAAUCUCAUCCAAAGCAUUCAGGAUUAGACCAGUUUGCCGACUUCUGGAAACGAAUCGCUCUUAUGGACUCCAAAAGAUGGCAGCGAUGGCUCCACACACAUCGUAUUGCAUUGCUCCUGCUUCCUGACUUGCCACUACCAAAGCACCUACACCUACCCAACUCAAGCGGUCGCUACGCCACUAUCCAGUAUCGUGUGGCCCUCAAGGAAGUCAACAGCUUACUCAAGAAAAAGAGUACAUUCAUCAUGCUGGACAAUCACAGUUACAUCAAUCUCAACUUCACUGAAUCAGGAGGGCCCCCUACCUCCUUCUAUGUCAUCAGGGUAUCCACCAAGACACCCAUAGUCCUCAGACUGGCUUUUCUUGGAGGAACACCGGGCCAUGAAAGGAAUAAGGUUGUGAGAGAGCUGAAGAACGACCUACUAGCGCUGCGGAUGCCUCGGAAAAAGACUCCCCAGUAUGGCUACGACAAGGAACAAUGCACCAAGACCGCGGCUGCUCUGAAGGACCCAGACUCUGAUGGUCCUCCUGGAAGCGGAAAUGAUUCCUGUGUCGUUCUGCUCUCCAGACCUAUUGAGAUGAUCCUCAUGAGAUAUGAGAAGAUGCCAUCAGACUUCACUGAUCUGAAGACAUCCAUCGAGGUGACAUCCACCUCGGUACCCGUCUACAUGAACAGUAAGGCGCCCUCUAACAACCUGAACCGACUAGCGUGUUAUCUCCACCAUCGACGGUGGAUCUGGGAAGCUCAGAGUGAUAGCGGGAUUCAGAUUGCCACCAAGGCUGUUGCCAACAUCUUAGACGUUCUCACCAAAUUAAGGUUACAGCAAGGUUUCCAUGUGGCUUAUUCAACCAGCGGAAUACUCAGCUUUGUCAUGGAACUGAAGAUGAAGAAUCCUCUUGGUAGCAUCCUGGACACCAAGCAACCUCCUGAAGGCACAGACCAAGCUGACGCAGAUGAAGCCACUGAGAGUGACCAAUGCAUAGAGCAGACAUUAUCCUCUAAUGGUCAGGAGGUGUUCCCAUGUCUGCUCCAGUACAUUGUCUUCCCUCCCCACUCUGCAACGUCAAGGAGAGACCGGUCUACAUCAGUUGGUGAUGACGACGAUGAUGAUGAUGGUGACGAUCAGGAUACAUCAGAAGCUGAUGGAAGACUACAGCUGGUGACGGAAUGCUGGAUAGAACCCCAGAGUGGAACCAUCAUUGAUCCUCCCAAACAGAUGAAGUUCUUAGAUGGCCUCAACUACCAGACUAUUCCAAGAGUGAUGUUUCCAAAGGACCAGCGCAUCAUCUCUGUCCUCCUCAACUUCGAGCACCUUCGCGUCAUGUGCUCCUCCGCCAUUGAUGGAGACAUGGCCACCAUGUCCAAAGGGGAACGUGGCUUUGAGGGGGUUGCGCUCAGCGAGACGAUCCAGCGUAUGCCUUAUGCCUUGGAUGUGAUGACGCUCCUACCCAUGUGUCAGCAGGCUCAGGUCAUGUGCUCAACAUUUAUUGUAGGUACGAAUGGAACAGAGAGUGCCAGGUCUAGGUUGAGCUUUAGGUACCCGAAGCCCAACGACAUCCUCUACACACUGCUCACAGACUCAAUGAAAACUAUGACAGACUUCAAGCUGGACCUCUCUGAAAAGGAGAGCCUGCUCUUCGCCCAGUCUGUCCUUGAUCGAAGCAAAGACAACGAUGCGGCCAGCCCCUUUGGCCUGUCCUCUGCGGACAUCUCCAGUCUCCUGUUGGAUAUCACUGAUCGCUCUGCAGAAGGUGUAGAGAAGACACCAGGUUCGCAGGACAGACCUAGCACUCCAUUGGUGGAGGAGCAGGGGAAGAAGGUGCCUCAGUGGACGCUGUAUGUGAACAAUGUCGGGAAGGACCAUCUUAUCUUGGUCUUCAUGCCAGCUUCCUAUCAGGACCUGGAACUGCUCAGUGCUACCAAGGAUGAUCCUGAAGCGGAUCUAUCCAUGGCACCUGAAUCAGAUCAGGUGAAACCAUCACGUGAGUCCCGCCAAAGCAAGAACCUAGACCAGACAGAUAGUGAAGAUGAGAGUCCUGGUAGAAAAACAGCACCACCUGGAGUUGAGAAGAAGACAGCCACUGGCCUCCCCCUUUCCAUCUUGGUCUAUGAUUGUUCUCUAGCGGCCCUGACCAACUUCCUCCUGGAACGUCUUGACGAGAGUUCAGUGACAAAUAUCGUCAAGGAUUUGACCUUUGCGUCUAUGGAUGCGGGUGCCCAGGUCCCUACCACACCAAGGAAUAUCCCAAGGCAGAGGACAAGGGGUUUCAGCGAGCAGAAUGAUUCGUUCACCCCACCAUCCUUGGAUAGGAAGGGAAGCAAGGCUCUGGAGUGGUUCUGUGGAAAGCUCGCCAACAGAGUCCACAAGGCUUUUGUCAUCGGCCUGUUCAAGAGUCUUCAGUACGGUCAGUGGGUGGACUGUCACGAUGUCCAGUCAGCCAUUGAAUGGGUGUGCGAGGAGUCACUCUAUGAAAUUGACAUCACAGAGUUUGUACAGGUUGUUUGUGGGCAUGUCUACGGUGUACGGGCAAAGGUAGAUGCAGAGCAACAGGUUGCCGAUAAGCUCCAGAAGAGAAUCAAGUUUGCUGACGUAGAUGAAGAAGAAGCACCUGAGAAACCUGCUCCAGAGAAAACUUUCAACCAAGAGAUCAAGUCCAGCAUUGCCGGUCGCAAGAAAUCCCCCAGCGUCAUGGUCCCCCUGGAGCUCCUUGCAACCUCACCCAACAGACAUUGUGAGGUCACCAAGGGCCUGCAUGCCAUGGUCAGAGAGCGUUUCACCCAGGUCAUGGGGAACCACUUCAAACCGGUUCCAUCCAACCGUGAUAUCUGGUUCUACCGCCUCGGUGGGGAGGCAGAGGAGGAUGAGGAGGAAGAGGGGAAGGAGGAAGGAGAUGGUCAAGGAGAUGAUGAUGGCGGGAACGACUACAGAGAUGUGGAGGAUGACGAUCAGGUUUUUGCUGAAAUUGUUUACCGCACUAGUGAAGAUUUAGAGUCUGAAGGCUUGAAACCAAGCCCUAGAUUUUCUGGAUCUCAAACACCAGAAGUGUUUUCUUCUGAGAAUCCAAGUGCCAAACAGGUGUCGAAACCAACUAAACCUAACAGCGAAACCGUUUCUCCUCAAAAGAAGGUCAACUCACUGGCAGACGGAGAUGAGGACGACCACCUGGAUGACUUUGUCAACGAGAUGGAGGAUGACCAUGGUCGCCUUGACAACAACAGCCUCAUCAACUCCAUCAGCUACGUGUACCAGAAGUCGGAGGAGAGGAGCUACGAGCUCCUGCCUGGAGCCCCCAGCCCGAGGGGGAGCUCGGAGGAAUCCGUGAUGGGCAGCGAGGAGGAGGAGCAGUCGCCCCUAUUUGUCAUGCUGGUGUGCUCAGUGAAGCUGAAGACUAACGUGGGUCAUCGCAAUGUCAGGACCAUCCCGACUUGUUUGGGUGACCUCAUCAGCUGUCUUGAAUCCCAACCCUCUGAGGAAAUCAACCUAAAUGACCUCUCAGUGACCCUUGACCUCAUGUGCCUAUCCCUUCCUGCUGACCUGGACUACCUCCCUGAGGCAGGCGACCUGGAUGAUGAGGACACGUACCGAGGUGUGUCAUUCACGGAGCACUCGCCACCAACCUCUCCACACCCUGAUCAUCAGCUCUUGAGGGCAAACACACUCUCAACGUCAGAUGCUGGAGAGUUGGUCAAUGAUAUGAUGGACUUCCUUGGAGCUCUACCCGAUGGACAAAGAAAAGCCAUUGAUGACACUGAAAAAGAGGUAAAGUGGCUUUUAAGGGAUGAGAUAGUGUCAGCAAUGCUACACAUUAAGCGUGUUACCGUGGCAACCCUUGAGAUGGUCGCACAGCAUGUAGAAGACUCUCAGGACAAGCCUAACUGCAAAGCCGAGGAGCUAGCCCUGCAAUUUGUAUUUGGACCGGAGCACAGCCUGGCGAAGUUCACUAGUGAGUUUGAGAGGCUGAGCAUCCCCAAGCAUCAGUUCUGCAAGGUCCAGGACUACUGGUACCUAGCCCUGGACCAGCUCCAAGCAGAGACCCUUAGGAAAGGUCAGGCACUGAAGACAGCCCUGGAGACCUAUAACAACCAGCUCCGGCAGCAGGGCCAGGACCAGACGGAAAAGGGAGAUGGGUCCAGCAAAGAUGACCAAGGUCUGAUCAUACCAACUACCACUAUCAUCUACACACCACCCUCUCCUGAGAAGCAUGCAGUGAAGAGGACUGGUAGUAAAGAGAGUCAAGGGGAGGUUCAAGGAGAAGGGAUGCUUUCCAAGGAGGCCAAUGAGGACACUCAGGUCAGUGCUCCCAAAACUGAAAAUGAAGCUUCAAAAUCAGGCUCCUUAGCCGACAUUGAAGUUGGCGUCGACGUCACGCAAGACACCGAAGAUGUGGAGGACGAAGCGACGUUGGAAGGUGCCACGAUCGUCGAGGACACCGCUGAAAUCCAGACAAAGGCUGAGAAGGAAGAGGAGUCCAAGAUAACCAGUGCAAUAGUGGAGGAUGUUGCUAAGCAACAAGAUGGAGAAGGGAUGAAGGAUGAAGGAGAGGUAGAGAAGGAAGAAGUAGAAGAGGAGGCGUUGGUCAAACCAAGACACGCUGAUGAUAACCUCUCAAGGAGCAGUGGAAGCUCCAUACAGGUCCUAUCGGAGGAGACAUUACAAGAAGACGCUACCACCCUACUCAUCAGCGAAUCAUCCAUCCAACUAGGCAUGGAUGAAACCGACAACGUGGGCUUCCAGCGUUACCACGGUGACCAUAAGGAAGGCAUCGAUCGAGAGGACGGGGAAUCGUUCACCGGGGAUGGAUCUGAAGGAGAGAGCACACUGUGCAGGACUAGUACCAGCUUUGAGGUGCUGACCAGGAUAGGGGAUGAUGAUUCCAUCAUUGGAGAAACAGAGGUUGAAUUGGAUACCCCUACGUGUACAUUACCAGCUACUCCUGAACACCAGAUAGACUCUGCCUCAACUGCCACUGCAUCAGCUGCAGAGGACCCCACCUCUCCAGUGGCCCACCUCCAGAGCCCCUCCCCUCCCCUCACCCCAUCCACCCCAAGCUCCCCUCCCAGGCCCAGGGUGGGGUCAGGAGCAGGGCCAGGGAAGCGCCCCACCCACAGCAGGCAGGGAAGCGGAGGCGUGUCGAGUGGACCGUCAAGUCUUUUCCAGAGCUACGUCAGUCAUAGUGGCAGUACCGGAGACAACGAUGAAGAAGGUUACGAUGCCAGUUCAAGUGACAUUGACCAUGAAGAGUCACAUCUAUUUGUAGAUGCUUUCAACCAUUCUAUGCCCGGAUUCUGGCUUAUCCUCAAACUCUGCAGGGAUAAGGUCAACCUCUUCUUCCACACAAGGGAGAGGAAUGAAAGUGAAAUGCUGGUGGAGCAGAAAGACAUCUAUCAACAGGUGUCGGAUGCUAUCAGGAACACAUGUCGUCUUGUCAACCAGAGAUUACUCCUUCAAGAGCUUCAUAACAACAAGACAUGUAGUACUCUGUUGGUUGCUGAGAGUGAUGAGGAUAUCUGGAAGCAAGAAGAUACUGAGACUCCAUCGGCUAGGGGAUUAUCUUCAGAUGAAGAUGAAGAUGAUUAUCGUCAAGGAGGCAAAGGAGACUACCUAGCAGCGCAGCUAUGGUUUAAUCAAGGUCACUUUGCAUGUGAUCUAGUGCUGAGUCAAGAUCUCCCCGUUCACUCAAGACUCAAGCCAUCCCAUCGACCUGGUGUACCUUCUAGAGGCUUACAGGCUCUCAAGACAGCCCUUGCUGCCUUUGCUGUCCAUGAUCGUAAGAAUCUGUUCGUCUAUCGAGAGAGUUCUGGAGAGGUCUUCUAUCUCAGGUUGUAUGAGUCAACAGUAGUAAGCGGUCACCAGCAUACAUCUCGACUGUGUUCCAUUGCUGAGUCUAACCACACCUCAUCUCAACCCAACUCACUUCCUGCAUCGCAAUCAGUAUCCAGAGCAACCUCCAACCAAUCUCUGAAUACCAUCGGUGGUCCAUUUAAUGUGGAGGAGGAUGCAGUUUCUAUGACAACUAAUUCAACUGUUCCUCCAUCUAUGGACUCCCGUCGUGACUCUGGGGUUGAUGUUCAAUCUAUUACAUCGGCAGCCACCAAAGCUUCUACAUUACAGGGCGCACAACAUAUCAUUAGCAUCCAGGUGUAUGGAGUCACAAAAGCAGGUCCUGAGAUUCAGCAUGAUCUGGUCGGUCUUCUCAACAAGAAGCUGGAAUCAGCAACCUUAGAUGUGAUAGCUGAUAUGCUGGCCAGGAAUCCACUCUGCAAACUUACUCCCAAUGAUGUUCAGUUCAUUCAACCAAAGUGCAAGCCUCCGACCGAAUCCUACCUGUUCACCAUACCUAUGUGGGCCGUGCAAUAUCUCUACUCCGUCCGCUACUACCUACGCCAGAACCUCCUUCAGAACCCCUUCCUCCACCCACCCAAGUACAUUGACUCUAAGCCAGACCAUCACUUCCAGGACUGCAACUCCUGGAAGGGAGGCAGGCCUGGACCAGGAGCUGGACCAGGAACUGUCUUGGAGCCAUCAGAGAUGGAUGUCUUUCUCUAUAAUAGACCACAUAAGGCUGAAGGAGGAACGGGUACUGCGUGUGUAGCUACCAGUCUGGUGGAUGGGAGUGGCAAUCCGGUGGUACUGGUAGACUGCCCCACUCCAUCAACAUCCUCACAACUCUCCCAGGAAGACUUCAAGAACCUCAUCAAUACACAGAUAUACCAACCAACUCAGACCAAGAAACCAGGACCGACUGCUCUGAUACAAUUCUUCAUCUGGAAGCGUGGGAGUGUGGACCUCGCCCAGCAGCUCCAGGAGGCAGUAGAGCACGCCCUCUGUGACACGCUAACGGAAUACUGCGUCCUGACCGCGCCCAUGGGACACAUCCCCGGCGAUCCACUGAGGCCAAGAAGGGAACAUCAAAUGACCACUCCACCAUUAUCCCCAACGUUGAUAGUUCGUCCUGAUCCAAAUAGACAUAUGUCCAGUGAGUCAAGGAAAAAGCCCAUGCCCUCAACUGCAAGUAUGAAGCGGUCUAUGUCAGUCGGGGAGAGUCCCCAAUUCUUUGGAACUGAUAUAAAACUCCUUCUGAAGAGGAUGCAAAAGCGGUCUCAGUCAGUAACACCCGGCCUGAUCACCAGCGGGAACGCUCCUCCCGUGGACUGCACCCCACCGGGACCUCUUGGGCGGGCACGACGUCUGACAGACGCUUCAUCACCCCAACCUUCACCCGCAUCCUCGAGACCACACACACCUACCAAACACAAGCCUAUCAGGGAGUACAGUCCUAAGGAGACUGAAGGUAAGACUAGCUGGCAGAUUAUUGAGAUGGAGCGUAGAAUAGAGGAAGAAGCGAAGGAGCAUCGUCGGGAGGCUGAGGAAGGAAGGAGAGGUAUUCUACAUCCUAUGUACUCCGGUCUUGCUCUCCAGUGGUUCCCAUUCAUGGAAGAGUUGGAAACACCGUCUGUCAAGGUCUUAACAGCCAGACUAUCCUGUCGCUUCAGUCUGGGGACAUUCCUCCAGGAGUUCUCAGAGAAGCUUGGGAGGGUCUGUACGGACUGCACCCACAAGCUCUACCAAGCCAACGGCUUAGAGUUCAAACCCUAUGAACCCCCACCUAGUAAGAUCCAAGAGUCUGAUCUUCUACAUCACUGUCAACCAUUACCAGGAAGUGAAGAGACAUUCAUUCUAAUUGGACGUAAUGUCCACCAAUGGCGUUACAGCUUGGAUUCAAGCUCACUUGAUGAACCUCUUCAGCCUCCCAAUCUCACCAACCCAAAGAGUCAGAAGAGUUUUCAGCAGUUUGAUCCGCUGGAUAUGACGUCAUUGUGUAACAGUGAGCGUAGCGGAUUACCAGGUCUGAAACAUACAUCGCAGUCCAUGAGAUUAGUCGUACCCAGACAGAGGCUUCUACUCUUACAUGCCACUAAUAAACAGCUGAAAGUCUUUAUUUACAACUGGUCCAAUGACAAGUUGAGUUCUGUCGAUAAGCUCUUCCAACGCCUGGUCAUGUGGCACAACACGAGGGCGCACUUCCUUGAUUGCUUAGUUAGUCAGAAGAUGGGUCUGUACCAUCAUUAUCACUUUGGUUCUGAUCAGAAUGAUAAUCCCUUCUCCCGUUCUUUGGAGCCCAUCGAAUCUCUUGUGAAACAGCCCACCCUCCCUUCCAGAGACUUCUCCUCCCGGUCCCUCCCUGCCUCCUCACGCCCCACCCACCUGAGGCGACUGCACCCCGCCCUUCCACCGUUUGACCAGUCCCUCCAGAACACAAGGAUAAAGCGCCCUCUCCAGGGCUCACCGCACAAACUCCUCCAUGAUCCGGUGUCGAGGAAUGCUGCCCAGUUUGGAGAGAUAUGCAGGAACACACGCAAGGAGUUGGAGGUUCAGAAAGAAGUUGAGACUCUUUUUAAGACAUGGGAGAAUCUGAAGAGAGGUCCUAGAUCUAGGCAACCAGUCUGCAAGAUCAGUGACCACAUGCUUGACCUGCUCAAACAGCGGUCAAGGCUCGUCCACUACUGUGCCACGCCCCUUCUGCUUGACCCCCACUGGAGGGACCAUAUGAACUGUAACAUGGCGGGCGGGGCCAACAUGGACCCCUCCCAGGUGAAGCAUACCAAUGAAGCACCAUGGCACAAUGACAUCAAGAACACCAUGGUGUCACAGUAUAAGGACUUCCUGAAGUGGCAAGGUUUCAUCAGCGUGCAUACAUCACAGACCCACAGUAGACAAGGAUCCAAACUUCUGCAUGCCCGAGGUAGCUCUGAACAGCAUUCCAGGCGUCUAAGCCUGAAGCGCCCUAGUGAGUCUGGAGUUGAAGGUCACCUACAGAUCACCUCACCAGGGGGUAUCAUCCUCAUUGAACUCUCUUUCAAGCACAUCUAUUUCUGUGUGAAGCUGUAUGCCUUUGAGAGCUCCAGGAUUCCAUCGGGAAAGACUAUCAACAAAGAGUUGGCGACCCUAUUCACUGAUGACUGUGACAAAUACAAAGAUCUGAUCCAUCUUCACUCGUCGGCUUACGACUUCCACCUGCGGACGAUCCAAUCCUAUCUCUUCAACCCUGAUAUGGGCUUCCAGUCACAUUACCAUGUCUCCAGCUUUCUUGGGAGCUUCAUGAAGUACUACUCGAUGCCACCACAGUUUAGGCAGAACUACAUCAAGAAAGACACAAUCCAAUUCCUUAGCCUGAACACCCCAGCUCCCCAGCUGUACGAGUACCUUGUCAGCCACCCACCUCCUAACUGGCGGAAACUUGUGAUGGUCCUUCCCACCUCCUCCACGGGCACGCCCGAGGCUGCAGGCUUUCCCAGCGACAGGGAGGAGCUUCAUCAUGCUCUAUGCCGCAUCCACGGCAGCGUCCACCCUCUCCUUCAAGAUCGCCAAAGCAACCGCUUCCCGGAUGACGUGAGCGUAGUUGUGGCCUGGGAUGAGGCAGAGUACCGCUGCCAGACUAGGCCGAAUUCACCGGCCGUUGGAGCCUCGGGGUCGUCAUCAGCUGAGGGCACGGCGGUUUACCACAAGAAUAUGCUACAGCUUGAGUUCUAUGUCAUUGUGACAAAUCGCAAAGAUAUUUACCCACAGAAGACAGUUAAGCCUGUGCGAGCAGACGAUUCCUUCCUCCCUAAAUCAGCGUUCCUCCAGCGGUGCAAGCUUGGAGAGACAGAGGCCAUUGCCGAGCGAGAGCGCAUCCUAGCCAUGUUGACCAGUGCUGAUAUCAACUGCAGAAGAGACUCUCUAUGGGAUCAACUACUGAUGUGGGACAUGGAAGACAUGGAUUCCAUGGCAACCGCAUCAACAAAGAAAGGGAAGAAGAGAGAUAGCGCCGAGGAAGAGGAGUCACAGACUAUGCCUUAUCCAGAGUUCAAGGUGCUUCUAGGGUGUGUCCACCACACCCCUCUGACCAUCAUGGACCCCUCCCUCAAACCCCUCCUAGGGAACAGUGUGGGCUGGUAUACAGAGCUGUUCCGUGCCUUGAGGGCCAGUCGCUACCCCAUCAUCACCCGGUAUAUCACCAGCGAGGAUGGCAAUGCAAAGCAUCUAGUUCUUCUCCUAGCAGACUCCUGCAACCAGGUGGUUCUGUUCACCAUCGAUGAGAACACAGCGGAGUUGGAGAUGAUCAGUAAAGAACGUCCUACCAUGGUACCAGACGGGGACGGCAACAUGACGAUCAUCCUGGAUAUUGAGACUCAGAAGUACAUUGAGAAUAUCAUCAAUGCAAUUGGCUUUCAUCUAUGGACCACAGUCUUCUGAAGAUCAAAGAUUGUCAGGGGUACAGGACCUUGGAGAGGAAACAUGGGUAUCUUGGACAUUGGGAAUAUCAUCAAUGCCAUUUGCUUUCACCUAUGGACUAGUCUUCUGAGGUAGGACCUUGGAGAUCGAACCUUGGAUGUACCUCGAUGACACAAUCAAUGCCAUUGGCUUUCUUCUUUGGACAGUGGUCUUCUAAGUAACAAAGAUUAUCCGAGGUAAAGGCUAUAGAAAUGGCAUUAUCCUAGACAGUAGAACUCUGAAGUAUAUUCUUCUAGGGAUCAAAGAUUGUCUGAGGUAUACAUAACGUUAGACAUGGUAACAUAGUGAUCCCACAUGUACAUGUAGGUACCUGGGCUCUUCUGUGCAUCAGUGCAAUCAUUUUAUCAAGUCUUAUAAAGACAAAAGAAAACCUGAGGUUAGACCUUUAAGACGGUACAUAAGGUACCGUCUUCAAAUCUACAUUGAGAAUAUCAUCAGUGGCAUUGACUUUCAUCUCUAGGCAACAGCAUUCUGAGGAGCAAAGAAUAGUUCUUGGUACUCACCUGAUGGCAGCAUGUAUGUACAUGUACUAAAAUGUAUACAUGUAUUUAGGUGAACUAUACCUUGCCUAAUAUAGAACUUCUUGCCUUUUUGCUCCAACUUCUCUUUAGGCAAAACAAGAGUUAAAUAAAUUAAUAUUUGGUAUAUACCUUAUCCAAAAUUAGUUGUAUACAAAGUAUUUGAAGUUUCUGUAUAAAUAUAAAUGUGCUAUAUUUUUUGCAAUAUAUGUAAGUCUGAAGAUAAGUAAUUUAAUUGAAAAUUGUGAAAUUUUGUGUAUUGAAACUGCCAGAUAAUUUGUAAAAAAGUAUAAUGUAUAUAUACUCUUGCAAUUGCUCUGCCAUACUUGUACUUAUAUUUCACGUCUUCCAUAUUUAAACAGAUUCAUACAUGUAGCAACCAAAGGUUUGGUUUACAUGGCUUGGUUUUGUAAGAUUAAUCAACAGUCCUAACCCAGGUAACUGGAAAAUAUGGAUGAAUUUGCUCAAAAUUAGGAAAGAAAAGUUUAUCCCAUAGGAUUAGACAGUAGAGUCAUCAAGAAAUAAGGGAAAAGUCAUAUCGAAACAAAAGCUCAGAAUUAAAGAUCUGCAUUACAAGUGGCUGAGUGUGAAUUUAAUAUUGUUUUUUAAAUAUUUUUUAAAGGAAUAUCCAUAGAAAAUACUUUUUUUAGCAAGAAGUGAAAGGAAAUUUUAAAUUUUGUUGGAAGAAGAUCUAACAGCUCUAAGUGCCCUAGACCUGUAUUCUGAACUUUGGUUUGAUUUAAACUCUGGUUUAAAGUUAUGGUUUAAUAAUGAAUAGGCAAUUGUAAAAGGUAUCUCCAAAAGGCAAAAGCAUAAGUUCAGUUCUUCACUCAAAUCAAUUCUUUUCAUCAUUAGAACUUGUGGAAAGAGCCCAGUACAAAUAUUAUUCAUAAUGUAAAUGCAACUUGAAAUUUUUGGCUUCCCAAAAUUUGAAAGAAGAGAGAGUUAGACUAUGGGCCAAGGUUAAACCAAACUUCAGAAUACAGGCCUUAGUGUUUGAGACAAAUCAAAGUUAUGUAUUAUUAGAGUGCCAAGCAGACUCGGCAGGUGUGUGAGCUGGUGCAAUCGACCAGAAUCUGUAAUGAUAAGGUAAUAUGUUGAAAAUUCUUACAUUGAUCUCUUAUACUGUAUGAAUGUCUUCUCAGUUCAUGCAAUUCCUGCAUGUUUUUGUCUUCAAAAUAAUUAUAACCCUAGCUGGAAUGGUGAUUUUGAAUCUGAGACAAAGUUAGUGAUUGCCUUACAAAUGAUUUUUGUCUCGCUAUGCAGUUAAAAUUAGAUGUCCUAACUAUUUAUAUGACACCUCAAUAGAUUCUUGUCAUUUGAUUGGUUGAUAUCGAUCAUUCAGCCCAUUUUAUAAAAAAGUCAUGAUUCGUGCAAUUUUUGAUCCAUUCGUGGAUCCAUACAAUGCUACGCGUAAUCAUGUUUACAGCAUGUAUUACUGUUUGCAACAAUCAACAGACAGCACUCCCUCAGCUGCAUAAAAUUUUGCAUCCAAAUUGAUAAAUGUCAAAUGACAAUAAUCGGUUUUUAGGCGUCGCAUAAGACAUAAAGUGAAUGUUUAUUCACUUGCCCGAUGGACAGAAUACUUCAUUCGGUGAAGGAUGAAAUGAUCCAUUGCACUCGGUAUACAAAUAUAAACAAUUGUUAUUUGUCUACUAUUUCAUGAAAUAUCACUGAUCAUGGUCAAACUUGGAUGUGUGGUGACAGGAGUUAGUUGUACAGUGUAUAUACUUACAUGUACAGAUUACAGGGUCAUUUCAGAUCAAUUAUAAGAACUGAUAUUGCUUAUAUUAAAAAUAAUUGAACAAUGAGGGUUGAUUUCAUAUUCAGCACUGCUGCUAUAUUGAAGCAUGGAUCCUAAUAGUAGGAUCCAUGAUUGAAGCACAUAAUGGCAGAUACACUGCCUUUGGUUUUGUCAUACCGAAACAAUAGAAUCUGUAUAAUGAGACGAGUUCCGUAACGUUUCAUCAAUUCUGAAAUGAAACAAGUGUCCAGGGUUGGGCUCAAUUACAAAGUAAAUUGAUCAAUUACGUAAUUAAUUACAUUUUUUAGAGUAAUUGUAAUUGACAAAAGUAAUUGGUAAUUGUAAUUGAAAAAAAAUGUAAUUUAAUUGAAACGUAAUUUCAAUUGAACUUUUCUUCAAUUACGUAUUUGUAAUUGAAGAAUGUAAUUGAGCCCGACCCUGCAAGUGUGAGAUGUAUAAACUAUUUGCAGUGAAACUCGUCUUCAGUAACCACCCAACAGAAGCACAAAAUGUGGCCUGUAAAGGCAGGUUCUUAUACGCCUCCAUGGAAAUCGGUACUAUACUAUAUACAGGUGGCCUCCAACACAGAUUUGACUGUAUCUGUGGUAGUAGAAUUAUCAUGUCUUUAUUUAAAUCAAGGUAGCCGUGCUAAAGCCAGGGUAAUAAUAAUAGCAUAAUCAUGUUUAAUAAGCAGGGCCCGCUGGGAGACUAGUUUUCCGAACUGAAGUGGCUACCCUGGGUAAAAUAUGACAUUAUCAUUGUUAUUAUUUCUUGAUGUCUGUUGACCAUGUAUCUCUCAUAACCAAAAGGUAAAGGUUGCUAUUUAAUGCAUGCUUUUUCACUGCAGAGGGCACUUGGUGCUGAAAUCUUGCUUCGUGGUCUGUGGUGAACACAUGUUAGCCUGUUUAUCAGAGACUCUAAUGAUUUUGGGUAAAAAAUAUCAAGGAAUACCAGCUGAUAGAGCCAUCAGAAACCAGAGAGAAAAUGUUGUCAGUUAGCCUUUUAAAAAGGAAAGUAGUGUAAUUUGAACAUUUGUAUUAUGAUUAUUUAAGAUGGAAAUGAAAUUUGCAACAUGUUUGUCUGAAAUUAUGAGAAUAAAAUGAACUAUAUUCUA